Cynara cardunculus var. scolymus (artichoke) is the source of this 1988-nucleotide messenger RNA. RefSeq names its product probable pectinesterase/pectinesterase inhibitor 34. The transcript has 3 exons. Gene Ontology annotation, molecular function: pectinesterase activity; pectinesterase inhibitor activity. The record is from RefSeq and is a predicted model, not a curated record. Gene Ontology annotation, biological process: cell wall modification. Bases 1 to 1788 code for a protein of 595 amino acids. NCBI's taxonomy places the organism in Eukaryota, Viridiplantae, Streptophyta, Magnoliopsida, Asterales, Asteraceae.
AUGGAAUAUGGCCGUCUUGGAAAGUAUCAGCCCGGAAAGAACCGACCCGAUGCUCCAUUGACUCCCAAUAACUACGCCCCCCACUCAACCAACUCUACUUCCAAAAUUAAGCUUCUUCUCAUCUUUGCAUUCACUCUCAUUGUCGUGUCGGCGGUGUCGGUGGGACUGGUGGCGCGUUUCGGACCUAAACAUUCCGGCGGAGGACCACAGUCCGUCGUCCAUCCCCGCCCAACGGAAGCUAUGUCACGAGUUUGUGGCCGGACUCGUUACCAGAAUUUGUGCCUCAACUCGCUGCUUAAAUUUCCGGGAUCACUCGGUGCGUCGGACAAAGACAUGAUCCACAUUUCGAUGAACAUGACUCUGCAGCGCGUGGGGAAAGCGUUGUACACGUCGGCCGAGAUCAGUAAUCUGAAGAUGGAUACACGUGUACGCUCGGCAUACGAGGAUUGUCUCGAACUACUUGAGGACUCAGUGGAUCAGCUGUCACGCUCGCUGUUCUCCGUCGCUCCGGCGGACAGUAGUAAAAAAGGGCAACACGUUGGGUCGACUCAGGAUGUGAUGACGUGGCUCAGCGCUGCGUUGACGAACCAGGACACGUGUACGGACGGGUUGUCGGAGGUGGAGAACGGGUAUGUGAAAAAGCAGAUGGAGGAGAAGUUAAAGGACUUGUCGGAACUGGUGAGCAAUUGUCUGGCGAUAUACGCGGCGGCGAGUGACGGUGAUGAUUUCAACGGAGUUCCCAUACAGCACCGGCGGAGGAGGUUAAUGUCAUUUCCAAAGUGGUUGGGUAGAAAAGAGAGAAUGUUGCUUCAGAUGCCGGUGGCCGGAAUCCAAGCAGACAUAGUGGUGUCGAAGGACGGAAAUGGGACGUGUACGACCAUCGCCGAGGCGAUAAAGAAGGCGCCGGAACACAGUAGCCGACGGAUCAUAAUCUACGUGAGGGCAGGAAGGUAUGAGGAGAAUAAUUUGAAGGUUGGGAGGAAGAAGACGAAUUUAAUGUUCAUAGGGGAUGGAAAGGGCAAAACGGUCAUCACAGGAGGAAUAAGUGUGGUGGCUAACAAUGUCACAACUUUCCACACCGCAUCUUUCGCCGCCACCGGUGCUGGUUUUAUUGCAAGGGACAUGACGUUCGAGAACUAUGCGGGCCCGUCCAAGCACCAAGCCGUCGCACUACGAGUUGGUGCGGACCAUGCCGUCGUCUACCGCUGCAACAUCAUCGGGUACCAAGACACGUUAUACGUCCACUCCCAACGCCAAUUCUUCCGUGAAUGUGACAUUUACGGCACCGUCGAUUUCAUUUUCGGCAAUGCUGCUGUCGUUUUCCAAAACUGCAGCAUGUAUGCCCGAAAGCCCAUGCUCCAACAAAAGAUCACCAUCACCGCCCAAAACCGGAAAGACCCAAAUCAAAACACCGGGAUCUCAAUCCACGCUUGCCGGCUCUUGGCCCAACCAGAUCUCGAGGCUUCAAAAGCUAGCUUUCAGACGUAUCUUGGCCGGCCGUGGAAACUUUAUUCUCGGACCGUCUACAUGUUAACUUACAUGGGUGACCACAUUUACCCCAAAGGUUGGCUAGAAUGGAAUGCAACUUUCGCACUUGACACGUUGUACUACGGUGAGUACAUGAAUUAUGGCCCGGGUGGAGCCGUUGGACAACGAGUGACUUGGCCAGGAUAUCGGGUGAUCACUUCAACCAUAGAGGCUAGCCGGUUCACGGUGGCCCAGUUCAUAUAUGGAUCAUCAUGGUUACCUUCGACGGGAGUGGCUUUUUUAGCUGGUUUAUCUGAAUAACUUUAUCUGACACUUGAAAAAGAAAUAUUUAUGGAUUUAUAGGUGAUAAAAAUAAACAUAAAAAAUGUAAACUCCAUGUUGGAUAUAUAAGUUUAACGUUGCAAAACAUAGCAAGUAUCAUGUAUUAUAAAUAUUAUUCAUGUGUUGAUUUAAUACUUUGAUUGGCUCAAAGUUUUAAUAAACAAUUCCUCAAUUUGUCA